UAGAUUAGUUGAGCUUCCAAUAAUUAAAUAUUACAACUCAACAUUUUUAACGUUUGCUGUGUUGAGUGAAGUUAGUAAUCUUUCGUUUGAAGUUGAAAAGCAGCCAAUUGCUAUUUACUUCCGCUGUUUUCGCAUUGCGUCAAACGCCACUUCAACGUGUGAAGCCACGCGGUUUCUUAUUCGGGUGUUUUAAAACUCACUGUUUAUAUACUACAUAUAUUUUAGUGUUAAAAUGAGUUCUCAAAAAGGAAAUGUUUCCCGAUCGCGAGGCCCAAAACACCAGAAUGUGACAGCCUUCAAAAAUGACAAGUAUGGUGCAAGCGCACAAGUUAAGAAAGCCAAAGCUAUGGUUCAUGAAGGUCUGUGCCAGCGCUGCAAAGAUGUGUUAGAGUGGAAAGUCAAGUACAACAAAUAUAAGCUCCUUACACAGCCACGAAAAUGUGUGAAGUGUCUUCAGAAAACAGUGAAGGAUGCCUAUCACAUCAUAUGCAAGCCAUGUGCACUAAAGCUGGAGCUUUGUUUGAAAUGUGGGAAGAAGGAAGACAUUGUCAUUCCACUUGACAAGAAGGAAGAAGAGGUAGAGAACACGAGCGAGUCAAAUAAAGAGAAAAGACAGAAAAAAAGAGAUGAGGAGGAAGAAGAGGAUGAAGAUUUUGAUGACGUGGGCAUUAGCAACGAUGAUUGUGAUAGUGAUUUAGAGGCGGAAGGAAAUUGACAUAUGCAAUUUUCUUUAUGCAUUACCAGCAAACAACUACACCAAAGAACAACGUAUCUAGGGAAACCUGAGGCUGGGUAUUGGACAUGUACUCACCUGUUCAUCUGCUGUUAAUUGGGGAAAGACUCCCG
Carassius carassius (crucian carp) is the source of this 846-nucleotide messenger RNA. RefSeq lists its product as uncharacterized. The transcript has 4 exons. The record is from RefSeq and is a predicted model, not a curated record. Lineage: Eukaryota; Metazoa; Chordata; Actinopteri; Cypriniformes; Cyprinidae. The coding region runs from base 233 to 715 and encodes 160 amino acids.